ACACACACACCGGCGGGAGCUGCUGAUUCUCUCGCCAUUUGGGUUUGUCCUGAGUAACAAAUAACGCUGCGUUUUGAGCCUGUAGGAAACUCCUGGAUUAUUUCAAGAGACUGUGCUCUAUUUACUGCUGUUGCUGCAUCUGGAUUAGUCCGGUUUGAGUUUUAUUUAAAGGAGCGUCUCUGGGCCGUUUUUGGUAUUUCACAAUCUUGUCCUGAACAAUGUCUGUGGCGGUUCUCGUGCAGCUGGCCUUGCGUGGUGGGUUGCACAUGUGUCGCAGGGUGGUUCAAAACAGAGCCCCCUUUCUUCAGGACCAGCUGAUGCGAGCGCUGCACAGUCCAUCAGCCACCCGCGGCAGCAACUCGCGCUUUGACCCGGACAGCAGUGGACGCCCCACCACCUGGGAUUCAUUCGGCAUCUGGGACAGUCGCAUCGACGAGCCCAUCCUGCUACCGUCCAGUAUCCGCUACGGCAAACCCAUCCCCAAAGUCAGUCUGUCCAAUGUGGGCUGCGUCUCACAGAUUGGCCAGCGCAAAGAGAACGAAGACCGUUAUCAGGUAUCGCAGAUGACCGAUGACAUCCUUUACUUCGCUGUGUUUGAUGGCCACAGCGGCGCUCAAGCUGCUGACUUUUGCCAUAAGUACAUGGAGCAGCAUAUUAAAGAGCUCGUGGCAAAAGAGGACAACCUAGAGGUCGUCCUGACAAAUGCAUUUCUCAACGUGGACAAAGCAUUAGCAGAGCAUCAUCACUUCAGUGCAGAUGCCUCGGUGCUAACCGCAGGCACCACGGCAACGGUGGCGCUGCUGAGAGACGGCAUCGAACUGGUGGUGGCCAGCGUGGGCGACAGUCGCGCCAUGCUCUGCCGGAAGGGCAAAGCACUUAAACUCACUGUGGACCACACACCUGAGAGGAAGGAUGAGAAAGAGAGGAUCCGUAAGAGUGGUGGUUUUGUGACAUGGAACAGUCUGGGCCAGCCUCACGUAAACGGACGACUGGCCAUGACUCGGAGCAUUGGAGACUUUGACCUGAAAAGCACAGGCGUCAUCGCCGAACCAGAGACCAAGCGGAUUUCGUUACAUCAUGUACACGACGCCUUCCUCGCGCUCACCACAGACGGCAUCAACUUCAUCAUGAACAGCCAGGAGAUCUGUAAUGUCAUUAACCAGUGCAAUGACCCCAAAGAGGCAGCACAGCGUCUCUCUGAACAGGUCUUGCAGUACGGUGCAGAGGACAACAGCACGAUUAUCGUGGUGCCAUUUGGCGCGUGGGGCAAACACAAGAGCUCAGACGUCAGCUUCUCCUUCAGCCGCAGCUUUGUGUCCAGCGGCCGUUGGGCCUGAGUGAAUGAAGGACAGGCCGAGAGAGGGGAGGGGGGUGAAGGGAGAAGGAUGAGAUGAGGCAUUUGAAUUCAGUGGACUGGGUGGGAGAAGUAUCCCUGAGUACAAUACAUCCAGGGUGUUAUGGGAACAGAAGGAAAAGUCACUUGCAUUCAGAUAAGGACACAGUUCAUAACUUCUUCGUUCUGAUGAAAUGGCGAAGCAGUGUGUAUGAACAGUACUGUAUUAGGAAUAUUCCAGUGGACAUCAGAUUUUUCCUGAAGAAAAGCAGUGCUUUAGUCUUUAGUAUGUGUGUGCGACUAAUCAGUAUUUCUGAACAAGACCAGCGGCACGUCGUUUUCCGUUUGAGCAAUUCUCUAGUUUUACCUCAGAAUAUUUUGAAGUAUGUAUAUUUUAUAACUGUGAACAAAUAGUAGGUUUUUUUUUUUCCUUUUCAUUUGCAAACACAUUCAGUGGGUCAAGAACAUUUGCACUUUGUCAUGAUGAUUCUCUGUAUCUCUUGCUUUCAUGGUUUAAAGUUUGUUGACAUUUUGAUGCUUGGUGGAACCAUUUGGAUCAUCUGAAGGUAUUGGACUUGCUAGUGGUCAUGACUCGAUUGUCAUUCCCAUGCCUUAAGAUGUGACCAUGCGUUACUCUUUAUAACUUGGGUAUAUCAGUAGUGCUGCUUUGUACAAACCUGUAACAGCAUUUCUUCAAUCAUAAGCUUUAAAAAAAAAAGAGCUCAGUUAUACACCGUCCUAAAAUAAGUUAGCACUUAUUAACAUCAGCUAACCAGCUGAUUAGCAAAACAAAAGAGUAGACACUUCGGUAUCUGCAUCACAACCAUCAAAUCAAUGUAAACUGUUUUAUUCACAUUGAACAUUUUAUCAAAGUUUUUGCUGAGUGAAUACGAGCAAACGGUGAUGUUGCACUUAUCCCAGGGCAGCUGAUCAAUGUUUGAUGUCUUAAGAGUGUUCAAUAUUUUCUGUCAUUCUCUUCACAUUUCAACAGCUGUCACUGAGGUGUCUACUACUCACAGCUUGAAGUGUUUGAUGUACCCAAGCAGAAUGGUGAAAUGGGAAGUGUGCCAUGAACUAUUAACUUCCAACCAAUCAAGAAGAUGAAGCGGGUAAUUUUUAAAAAUCCCAAUCUUCCACCAGGAUAGAGUGCAGAAGUGUGUUGUGGGUGUGGUUUUGCAGGCAGUGCCGAAGGAAAGGGCUACCUUCUGUCAAAAUUGCUUAACUUUAUUUAUUAAUUUUGUUUAACAUUUAAUUUAUUUAAAGUUAAUCUGGAUUACUGUUAUCACAACAUUCUGCUCUUGGAGUGCUUUUUUUGUUUUGUUUUGUUUUGUGUGCAUAAAGUCAAAUCAAAGUCCCUUCCAUGCCAGGAUCUGGUCUUUCCAGGCAGUCUCCUGUCCCAGUAUGAACCAGCUCUUUGAGGCGCGUGGGUGUGGUGCCGAUUCCCAUUUCUACAGCCCUCAGCCUCUCGCCUUUUAUUUCGCUAGGGUUACAGUGGGAGGGCUAGUCCUCUGGUAACCGCAAGAGUUCGACUCACUACUCGCAUCUGUAUUGCUGUGGCUCGCCAAAUGGCAGUACACUGCAAAAAAUUGAAAACUGAAUUUGAGGAGCAAAUUACUUAAUCUCAUCUCAUUAUCUGUAGCCGCUUUAUCCUUCUACAGAGUCGCAGGCAAGCUGGAGCCUAUCCCAGCUGACUACGGGCGAAAGGCGGGGUACACCCUGGACAAGUCGCCAGGUCAUCACAGGGCUGACACAU
Molecule: messenger RNA, 3086 nt
Organism: Neoarius graeffei (lesser salmon catfish)
Lineage: Eukaryota; Metazoa; Chordata; Actinopteri; Siluriformes; Ariidae
Gene: ppm1kb
Product: protein phosphatase, Mg2+/Mn2+ dependent 1Kb
Exons: 7
Coding region: 219-1337 (372 amino acids)
Biological process (GO): protein dephosphorylation
Molecular function (GO): protein serine/threonine phosphatase activity
Source: RefSeq, a predicted model, not a curated record